Molecule: messenger RNA, 1042 nt
Organism: Gossypium arboreum
Lineage: Eukaryota; Viridiplantae; Streptophyta; Magnoliopsida; Malvales; Malvaceae
Product: ras-related protein RABD2a
Exons: 8
Coding region: 224-835 (203 amino acids)
Molecular function (GO): GTP binding; GTPase activity
Source: RefSeq, a predicted model, not a curated record
UUUCUCUCUGACUCAGCUUUCACUAUUUCAGGCUCUCUCUCUCUUGCGUGUCGUUUUCAUUUCAACCUCUGCCUUCUUUUCCAUUAUUUUUCACCCUUGUUUCCAUCUUCUUUCCGCUGACUUCUCGGGUAAAUCGGUACUAGAUCUCUGUGGUCUAUUGCCGGAAUUUUCGUUCGGAUUCCGGCGACCCCAGUCUUCGAUCCUAUUUUCUCUUCAAUCCAGAAUGAAUCCCGAGUAUGACUAUCUGUUCAAACUUUUGCUUAUUGGAGAUUCUGGUGUUGGAAAGUCUUGUCUCCUUUUGAGAUUUGCUGAUGAUUCAUACAUAGAUAGUUACAUAAGCACCAUUGGGGUAGAUUUUAAAAUACGCACUGUGGAGCAGGAUGGGAAGACCAUUAAACUUCAAAUUUGGGACACUGCUGGACAAGAACGAUUUAGGACAAUCACUAGCAGCUACUACCGUGGGGCUCAUGGCAUAAUUGUUGUUUAUGAUGUGACAGACCAAGAAAGCUUCAACAAUGUCAAGCAGUGGCUGAAUGAAAUUGAUCGUUAUGCUAGUGAUAAUGUUAACAAACUACUGGUUGGAAACAAGUGUGAUCUUACAGAAAACAAAGUCGUGUCAUACGAGACCGCUAAGGCAUUUGCAGAUGAAGUCGGCAUACCUUUUAUGGAAACCAGCGCAAAAGAUUCCAUGAACGUGGAACAAGCCUUCAUGGCCAUGGCUGCUUCCAUCAAGGAUAGAAUGGCGAGCCAACCGGCCAUGAACAAUGCAAGGCCUCCGACCGUACAGAUCCAAGGACAGCCUGUUGCACAAAAGAGCGGCUGCUGCUCUUCUUAAAAAGAAAAAGGAAAAAAAGAGUCAAUUAUGUGUUUAGAUUUUACAUGUUUCUUAAGUCAUCAAUUGCAAACUUAUUUCUUAUGGAUCAAAACCUCAUUCAGAGGAUCUCAUUCAUUUCUACACAAAUGCUAAUGUGAAGGGUUGUACAACAUAUGAUGGUUGGUUAAAUUAUACGGUAUCUGUUGGCUAUACUUUACGUGCUAAAAA